This is a messenger RNA of Labrus bergylta (ballan wrasse), 653 nucleotides long. Its product is annotated as guanylin. Lineage: Eukaryota; Metazoa; Chordata; Actinopteri; Labriformes; Labridae. Gene Ontology annotation, cellular component: extracellular region. Gene Ontology annotation, molecular function: guanylate cyclase activator activity. The record is from RefSeq and is a predicted model, not a curated record.
CGUGCUGUGUUCAGAAGAGAGCUCAGAGACUCCAAAGACCAAAUCCAUCACAUAUCAGAGAAAAAACAGCAAAAUGAAGACCCUCGUUUGCGUGUCAGUCUUCUUCACGGUUUUGUUCCAAACAUCCUGCACUGUAACGGUGACGGAAGGAGACUUUCACUUCUCUCUGGAGGCGGUGAAAGCUCUCGGGGCUCUGAUGAGCGCAGAAGAGGACUCAUCUAAACAGGAAGUGAAGCAGGUGGAGGUCGAAACAGCGGCCGUGUGCUCUCACCCCGAUCUGCCCGAAGACUUCAAACCCCUGUGUCUGAGGGAGGAUGCAGGAGCAGCUCUGGCUCGACUCGCUGUGGUUGCUUCUGACGCUGACGCCUGCGAGAUCUGUGAAUCUGUCGCCUGUAUCGGCUGCUGAAAGGAAACCUGGUGUCCUAAAACAACGUCUCUUAAAUCCAAAAAGUCAUAUUUAAAAUGCUAAUAAAGAAAGUGGCAUUGAUUUCUUACAUGACAUGCCCAUUGAUUAUGUUGUGUUUCAUAUGUGUUUUGAACUUUGUGAGCUGAAAGCAUGCGGUCAAAUUUUUGUACAUCUGGUUAAAAUGUUAAAAUAUUUUUAUAUUGCCUUUUUAAUGAAAUCUCAAUAAAGUGUUUGAAAAAUCGGGAAA